Messenger RNA from Ilex paraguariensis (yerba mate), 231 nucleotides. Lineage: Eukaryota; Viridiplantae; Streptophyta; Magnoliopsida; Aquifoliales; Aquifoliaceae. The record is from the annotation of a GenBank genome assembly.
AUGGAAAUGGAGAUGAAAAUGAAAGGUUCCUGCUCGAUUUUUGAUAUGUCUAGGGUUCGUGAAGGACUACUCGCUGUGGAUCGAAUAGCUAGACGAUUUCCAAAGAAUUCUAUACAGUCUACGCUUCGAAGUUUUCAUGUUAAGGUUGCAACGUUUGUGGCGUGUGCGGUGGAUAGGGCUCUGAUAUUCAUAAUUUUAGGGGAUUUGGAAUGGUUGUUCUCUUGGAGAUAG